AUGUUGUCAAGUGAUUUGAAAUUAGCCUACAUGGAAAGAGAACCUCACUAUAAUUUUGCACCUCCUCUUCAAGAAUGGAAGAAAGUUGAGAAAGUUUGCAAGCUACUAGAAGUGUUUAAUUUAGCUACACAUGUGAUCUCAGUUAGCAAGUAUCUGACUACAAACUUGUAUCUGGCUGAAGUUGGGAGGAUGAACCAAAUAAUUGACAAUGCAAUGGAAGAGGAAGAUCUCUUCAUGAGAGAAAUGGCAAGGCCAAUGAAAUUAAAGUUUGACAAAUAUUAG
This is a messenger RNA of Lathyrus sativus (Indian pea), 282 nucleotides long. Lineage: Eukaryota; Viridiplantae; Streptophyta; Magnoliopsida; Fabales; Fabaceae. The record is from the annotation of a GenBank genome assembly.